Molecule: messenger RNA, 2200 nt
Organism: Cavia porcellus (domestic guinea pig)
Lineage: Eukaryota; Metazoa; Chordata; Mammalia; Rodentia; Caviidae
Gene: Pex7
Product: peroxisomal biogenesis factor 7
Exons: 10
Coding region: 118-1077 (319 amino acids)
Biological process (GO): protein import into peroxisome matrix
Cellular component (GO): peroxisomal matrix; cytosol
Molecular function (GO): protein binding
Source: RefSeq, a predicted model, not a curated record
UCUCACUUCCGUUUGCCCUUCGGGACCUCUUAACUUCUGUCAGUGAGUCGCCACUAUCUGCCAGCUACUCGGACAAAUUUUGUGGCCAGAGCAGUGAGGCUGAAGACAGCAGGGGGAAUGAGUGCUGCACGGACGCUGCGGGUGCCGGGCCGCCAUGGCUACGCGGCCGAGUUUUCCCCGUACCUACCGGGCCGCCUGGCCUGCGCCACCGCGCAGCAUUACGGCAUCGCGGGUUGUGGAACCCUACUAAUAUUGGAUCAAAAUGAAACUGGGCUUGCAAUUUUUAGAAGCUUUGACUGGAAUGAUGGCCUGUUUGAUGUAACCUGGAGUGAGAACAAUGAACAUGUCCUCAUCACCUGUAGUGGUGAUGGCUCACUGCAGCUCUGGGACACCGCCAAAGCCACAGGGCCACUACAAGUCUAUAAAGAACACACUCAGGAGGUAUAUAGUGUUGAUUGGAGCCAAACCAGAGGUGAACAACUUGUGGUGUCUGGCUCAUGGGAUCAGACUGUCAAAGUGUGGGAUCCAACUGUUGGACAGUCUCUGUGCACCUUUAGAGGCCACGAGAGUGUCAUUUAUAGCACAAUCUGGUCUCCCCAUAUCCCUGGUUGUUUUGCUUCAGCCUCAGGUGAUCAGACUCUGAGAAUAUGGGAUAUGAAGGCAGCAGGAGUCAGAAUUGUGAUUCCAGCACAUCAGGCAGAAAUUUUGAGUUGUGACUGGUGUAAAUACAAUGAGAAUUUGCUGGUGACGGGAGCAGUUGAUUGCAGUUUGAGAGGAUGGGACUUAAGGAAUGUACGACAGCCAGUGUUUGAACUUCUUGGUCACUCCUAUGCUAUUAGGAGAGUGAAAUUUUCUCCAUUUCAUGCUUCAGUGCUGGCAUCUUGCUCCUAUGAUUUUACUGUAAGAUUCUGGAACUUUGCAAAGUCUGACCCUCUUCUUGAAACAGUGGAACAUCAUACAGAGUUUACUUGCGGCUUAGAUUUUAGUCUGCAGAGCCCCAGUCAGGUGGCUGACUGUUCUUGGGAUGAAACAAUAAAGAUAUAUGACCCUGCUUGUCUUACUGUUAUUCCUGCUUGAUACAUACUGCUACGGUCAGAAACAAGGAUGUUGGCUGAAGAAUUACUUGCCAGCAAAUAAAGUACCUAUCAAAAACAUAGACAUUAUGCUUUUAUAUGCCAGUCAGAUUUCGAAUUCUUCAGAUUCACCUUGGAAUCAGUUUUGAGGCAGCUAAUAAUAAAGACUUUGGGUCAUUCUGAAAGCCUGGUAUAUAAGCCAUAUAUUUUAAAAUCCUAAGACAUAAUUGGUAUUUUGUUGUAUUACCUAUUAAAAUGUAAUCUCUGUAUUAUAACAUGGAUUAAAAUAGGAGAGAUCAGUAGACUAUGGGGAGUCAUGUUUCAUCCUUGUCUUUUUUUAUGUAAAAUGUAGCUACUACUUUUGAUGAAAAUCAAAAUAAACUACAUCUUGAACAUAUAUUAUUUUGUGACAUCCCUAAUAAGAUUGCAUUUUAAAUAUAUAUGAAUAUAGUAUUAUGGGUGAUGUGGAUGUAGCUGUGGUUUACAUUUGGGCCCUAAGAUAGAUUUGCUUUAUUCAGAAGCUAUUUUUUGAACAUCUACUAUGUGCCCAACAUAUAGCUGAAUGAAAUUCUCUCCAGAACUGCUACUAUGCUCUAAGAACAUAGAAGCUGUGAAGUAAGAGCUUCCUGCUAUUUUUUAACAUUUAUUCAACUCUUUUAGAUAUUUACACCUGACUAUCUCUCCUUUCCCAUUUAUCUACUAUCAAACCCUUUUUAAUCUGUCCACCAAGCAAAAAGUCAGAAAUCCUAUUGAGGCUUUUAAGAACAUCCUUGAAAUGAUCCCUAAAUAAUGCUAUAAACCCUUCUUGCUACCUCCCUCAAUCUCUUUGAAAAAGUUGUAGGUACUAAAACUGGGGGGAAAGUAGUUUAAAAGGACAUUGUUAAAACAAAUUACUGGGCCUGAGAAAUAUAGUUCAGCAGUAUAAAUUCCUGCCUGGCAAGCAAGAAUUCAUGAGUUCAAUCCCUGGAACUGGGGGAAAACAAAAGACAAAUUACUUUCUGUAAUGUUUUAUACAAUAUUAAAGUGUAUUAUAAAUAACAGAUUCUAAUUCUUGUUUUAAGAAUUUUUAACAAAAUGUAUUUUAAGUGAUCAAAGCAAAAAAAUAAAAACCUAUUGCUAUUGUCUUA